Messenger RNA from Rotaria sp. Silwood2, 591 nucleotides. Lineage: Eukaryota; Metazoa; Rotifera; Eurotatoria; Philodinida; Philodinidae. The record is from the annotation of a GenBank genome assembly.
ACAAGGAUACACGAGUUGGGUAGGCUUAUGACAUUGAGUAGAUAUUUCAAUAUACAUUUUAGUUAAUUUGAUAGAAUAAUUGGUCUUGGUGGUCUUGGUCAUAUAGCAGUAAAAUUGGCUGCCGCUAUGGGAGCUCAUGUUACUGUUCUUGCUUUAUCAGAAUCGCAGCGAGAUGAUGCCAUUCGACUUGGAGCCAAAGAAUUUAUUGUGUCCAAUGAUCAAGAAAAAUUAAAGGAAGUCGAAGGUACACUUAAUUUUAUUAUGGAUACAGUACCGGCACCUCAUAAUGUUUCUGUUCUGCUCGGUUUGCUUGCAUUUCAAGGUGUAUUUUGCAUGAUUGGUAUAUCAUCGAAACCAUUUGAAAUAGCUCCACUCGACUUUAUUCUUAAACGUCUAACAAUUUAUGGAGCUCUUAUUGGUGGAAUGAAAGAAACUCAAGAAAUGUUAGAAUUUUGUGGUCAACAUCAAAUAACAUGUGACAUUGAAAUGAUUGAAGCAACACCCAGCAUGAUUAAAUUGGCUUAUGAACGAAUGCUAAAAGGUGACGUCACGUAUCGUUUUGUUCUUGACAUGAAAAAUGCAUUCAAAUAA